GCGGCGGCGGCGGCGGUGGCGGCUGCGGGCAGCGCGCAGGGCGCGGGGCGAUCGCCGUCGGGGCUCGGGCGGCGGGCAGUGGGCUCAGGCUCCCCGGUGCCCGCCCCUCCGCUGGAGGUGGGGGGCGCGAGCGGGCUGCCGGGGAGGGGCCGGCACCGCCGCCGCAAAAUGAGCCUGCUGUCGGCCAUCGACACCAGCGCCUCGGUGUACCAGCCGGCCCAGCUGCUCAACUGGGUCUACCUGUCGCUGCAGGACACGCACCAGGCGAGCGCCUUCGAUGCCUUCCGGCCCGAGCCGCCCGCCGGCGCUGCGCCUCCAGAGCUGGCUUUCGGCAAGGGCCGCCCGGAGCAGCUGGGCUCGCCCCUGCACUCCAGCUAUCUCAACAGCUUCUUCCAGCUGCAGCGCGGAGAGGCCCUGAGCAGCAGCGUGUACAAGAGCGCUUCGCCCUACGGCUCCCUCAACAACAUCGCCGACGGCCUCAGCUCCCUCACCGAGCACUUCUCCGACCUGACCCUGACCUCUGAGACCCGGAAGCCCAGCAAGAGGCCCCCGCCCAACUACCUGUGCCACCUGUGUUUCAACAAAGGACACUACAUCAAGGACUGCCCCCAGGCACGCCCCAAAGGCGAGGGUCUGACCCCAUACCAGGGCAAAAAGCGCUGCUUCGGCGAGUACAAGUGUCCCAAGUGCAAGAGAAAAUGGAUGAGCGGGAACUCCUGGGCCAACAUGGGGCAGGAGUGCAUCAAGUGCCACAUCAACGUGUACCCGCACAAGCAGAGGCCCCUGGAGAAGCCCGACGGCCUGGACGUGUCCGACCAGAGCAAGGAGCACCCCCAGCACCUGUGCGAGAAGUGCAAGGUGCUGGGCUACUACUGCCGCCGAGUGCAAUGACCGCCUCCGCCUCCGCCGGCCAGAGAGGACCCGCCCCGUGUUCGUCCGUGUUGCUGCAUGUCCCCAUGUGUGUGGGGGAGUCCUCACAGGCAUGCGGGUCUGGGCAGGGGGACUUAGGUUCUUGUCUCAUGUGUGUUGACAAACAGUGUUACUGACAUAGCUGCCCCGCAGAAGGUGGGGUCUCUGGGACUCUCCAGGUGGGCUGAGUCUGUGGGGGGCCUGGGGGCGAGCAGGGGUCGAUGCACAGAACCCACAAAGCCCUCGGGGUCCCCUGCAGGCUCUCCUCCUCUGAGACCCCUUUGGUGAGCAGCCUUGCAUUGGCCACAAGUGCACUAAAUUUACUGUGAAUCCCAAAGCCUGUGGGGGUUGUCUCCCCAAAACCAGCCGGCGCCUUCUCCUCCCCUGGGCCUUCCAGGCUGCCCCGUGAGCAAAGCACCCUCAGAGAGCCCCGUUUCUGUGUCCCAUUCAGGUCAGCAGUCACGGCGAGCUGAUACCUGUUCUAGCAGCUGCUGGGAGUGGGCCUCUCUGCCCCUCGCCCACUUUGAACCCCAAACCUGACUGCCUCUGACGUCACUGGUGUUACACCCGGGUUCUGCAUCCCCCCUCCCCAAAGACCCAGAGGUCAGGGACGGGGAGGCUGUGAAUGUUGGACAGAGUCCCAAGGUGUGGCCUGGGGCACACCAGGCAUCGCCUCCCCCCCACACACACUUUCCCCACGUGCUUGGAUUAGUCAGCCCGUUCCCUUUCCUUCUCCUUCACCUCCCACCCACGGCCCAUCCCCGAUGGAGGUAGUAGGGCCCUGUGUGGCAGGAAGGGCAUGGGUCUGGCAGUCUGCAGACCUUUGUUCAAGUGCUGGCCCUGCCGCUGACCAAGUAUGGAACUUGGGGAGGACGUCUCGUCUCCGGGCCUCAGUUUCCCCUUUAGUUCAGUGAGUGACACUAGUAAGCAGGGGCGGGGGGCGCCUCCUGGGCACAGGACUGAAUUUGGAGGGUGUCACCAGGUCCCGCACUCACACCACCCCCCAUCAGUCCAUCACUGAAGUCAAACCAACGGAUGCCAGCCCCAUCCCUUCCUGUUGUCCCCACCACCUUGCACGGGGCAACCCCAAGGCACGCUGCAGAACCUCUCCUCCCGGGGGAGCGGGAGGACCACCCCCUUCAGGGAGGAGCCUGUGUUGAUUGUCGUGCGUCCUUCCUUUCUCCCAGGGACAGGGAGAAAGCUAGUUGUCAGGACCCAGUCACUUUUGCCCCAACAUUAUGCCUCUGUGGGAAAAAGUCAGACCACGAAACGGGCCUGCAAUCCAGUGUUUACCACGGCUCAGGGACACCCAGCCGGGGUCCAGUGCCUUUGUUUUCAAAUGAAAAUGUUUGUACAGCUGAGGAGUUACAGUCAAGUUAACCAGGGGUCCAGGGAGCAAGUCGAGAAGAUGGAGUGAGUGUAUUUGAAGUCAGGGGGGGGGCUGCAGAGUAGAUUUCAGGGGGUCACGGCCUCUGAGCACUUAAAAGGGGGAUAUUUGCUCCAACCUGAGCCCCAAAGCUGCCUCCCUCCUACCCACAGCAACCAUGCCCGGCCGUGGCUGUGACCACCUUCCCCGCCACUGGGAAUGCCACUGGGAGUCCUCGCCCAGCUGUUUCCGGCUGUCUCCACCGGGUCAAAGCGAGCGGAGUCGCCCAGGCUGGAGGCACUGUGCCCCCAGGAGAAGCUGUCGCUGCCAGUCAUCCUGGUGCACAGCCAAAGACAGUGCUCCCGGUGGUGGGCAGUGCGCUUGUCCGGCUGCCAGCACCAGGCCCCAGCCCUUCCAGGGACCUGGCCCCACAGGGGGACGUUGGUCCCAGGAUGCUGGGAGCUGCCAAAUCUGCUGCAGAGGUGGGGGAAGCCCGAACCCUAAAAGAGCCGGGACUCCAGGCUGCCGGAGGCCAGGGCCUUCCACGGGCCAACAGGAGAUGGGCUAUCACCCCACCGUGACCUUCCCAAGUGGGCUUGUCCAGCUGGCAGCCGUUGCCCCUGCCAUCUGUGCCCAGCUGGCCAUGGGGGCUGGGCCCCCUGCACCCUCUCCUGUAUGGUUCUGGCGGAACUUGGGAGCUCUCUGUGGUCAGCAGAAGCCUCAGAUGCCCAGGCUGGCUGCCGUGGGAAUGAAGUGCUCAGAGGCCUGGGAGCCCAGGGCACGAGCAAGUGUGUGGUUGAGUACGUUCAAAAGGGACAAUCGCUUGUAGUGAGUAGGUCUAGUGAUGUAGCUGGGAGAUAACAGUGUUUACCCCAUUGAAGUAUUCAGUAGUUCUACUUGUGAAUUUGUAUUUAUUUUGAGUUAUACUUGACACAGAAUUCCUUUUUUAAAAGACAAAUACUAUUUGUGUAUUUUGAAGAAAAAAAUCAUAGAUGUUAAAAUUUCUGCAUAGUUACCAAUUAUUCUCACAACACUGAAUUUGUUACCUUCUGAAAAAUCCUCACAGUGAUUUUUGUCUGUAUAUAUUGGAAGGCCUUUUUAAAAAAAAAAAGAAAAGAAAAGAAAAAAAUAAUUGUUUGAUUUUUGACAUUAAAAACAAACAAAAAGAGGCAUUUUCAAAACUUCAGAGCUUUUGGGAGGGCAAUAGAAUAUCAAACAAAAUGUCUGGAAGUAUUUUGCAAACCUUCUUGUUGAGGUGCAAGAAAAUAUUUAUGGUGAGAACUUUUCUCUCCUGGGGUUUUUUUUUUUUUCCGUUUGAUUUUUUUUUUUUUUUUUUUACUAUACUUUGGUCUGUAAAAAGUAUGCAACUGAACUACAUUAAGAAGGAAAUAUUGUCUCCAUAGAAUAUUAUAUGAAGUUGGUACAUAAUUCUGACGAGGGAAAAAAAAAAAACCUUUGCAAUUCUUUAAGCCAUAUUGUUGCUAUUCUGUGUUUUCUUUUCCUUGGAUGAAAAUAUCAGUAUUAAGUAGCCAGCAUAUUAUCCAAGUGCUUAGACUCAUUGGUAUGUGUCUGUCCUGUAUUUAUACAUAUGUGUAUCUGGAAAGUAUUGCCUUCUUAAGGGAAGCUAUUCUUAGGUAUGUAGUGAAAGGGGGAUGGUGACCCCUUUGAGCCUCCUCAGCUGAGGAUAACAAACAGCAUUGUAAUCCGUCCCCUUGCACCUUCUUAUUAUUCCCUUGUUAUUAUGGUUAUUAGUUUAGUAGGGGGUAAGGAGGUGGGCUAGGGGAGGAAGGGGCAUGUGACUAAAUAGCCCCCUGUGGCCAGCCCUGUGGCCUUGGCCUGGGGAAGGGCCGGGUCAGCAGGGCCCCAGGAGGGCGAGAGGAAUGGAGGCAGUCUUCACACCCCUCUGGGUGGCCAUCUGAGCCAUGCCUCGGGGCCCCAGGCUCUUUGAACUUGGAUUUGUCAACCAGAGCCCUCACUUGCCCUCUAACGUCUAAUAGACUUGAAUCUAUUCUAAAUGAGUAUUUAACCAACAUCACUACAUUGUAGCCCAGCGCAACAACAGCCCUGAGGUGUGGGAGGUGUCCCCGGGGCUGGUGGCAGCAGCCUUGCUGCUCUCCGCUGCCAACCUCGCCGCUCACCUCCUCCACUGCCGUGGGGUGACCUGUCCGUGUCUGUAUCCAUUAAUGCGUGUGUGUCCAGCUAAAAAGACAAAUGGCCCGUGGGCCCAGCUCGGAGAGCACGGCAAGGCUCCCGACCUCUCCGAGGGUCGCCCUCGGGAUGGCAUUCCGUUGUGUGCCUUAUUCCUGGAGAAUCUGUAUGCGACUUGCCCAUAGAAAUAGAGUCUUUUCCUGCGGUAUUAAAGGACUUUAAAGGCC
This is a messenger RNA of Eptesicus fuscus (big brown bat), 4650 nucleotides long. RefSeq names its product zinc finger CCHC-type containing 24 (gene ZCCHC24). The record is from RefSeq and is a predicted model, not a curated record. Gene Ontology annotation, molecular function: zinc ion binding; nucleic acid binding. The transcript is spliced from 4 exons. NCBI's taxonomy places the organism in Eukaryota, Metazoa, Chordata, Mammalia, Chiroptera, Vespertilionidae. Bases 169 to 891 code for a protein of 240 amino acids.